GCGUGCAAAUUAAAAGCGCACACCAGUAGCACCAGCAGCUGCAGAUCACCCAACCCAAUAUGGAAGUGGCCACAACAAACAAUCACAGUCAGAGCCAUCACCAUCAUCAUCAUCAUCAUCAUCAUCUGCAGGCGGGAGGAGGAGGAGGAGGAGGAGGUGUAGCCACCACUGGAAGUGGCUCCAGAUCCCCCUUUCAGCGCGAGGUGCGUGAAUGGCAACGCAUCGAUCCCAAUACCGGAGCCCUCUUCAGCGGACGCCUCGAGGCAGACCGCUGGGUAAAUGGACCGCUGAACAGCUACGGCAAGAUAUCCGACUCCCAAAACAUCUCACAGCCGAAUGGCACACAGCACACACAGCGCAAACAGUUGGAGGUGCUGAAGGCUCGCACCGCCAACGGCGCCAUGCAGGUGAUCCGCACCCAGACAGUACAAAAGAGUUCAUCCUCCUGGGCAUCCUCCACCUCCACCACAACCACAUCCACCACCCACCGCACAGGCAAUGGCAAGAGUGUCCUCCACGAUUCGCCUCUUAGGCCCAGUUCUCCCCCCUCCCAGAUUUCCCAGGGUGUUGACAUUUGCGAACUGAGCGAUGAUUGCAGUCUCAGUGGCAGCGAUGUUGGCAUCGUACGUACCGCCUCCGCAUCUGCAACUGCAUCUGCAUCUGCAUCCGCAUCCGCAUCUGCAGUGAGCCAGGAGCUCAUCGACGAUCAUGUUGAUUUUGUGGUGAUUAAUGGCGAGACGAGCGAUCAAGACGACGACGAGCAUUUGCACAAAGUCGGCCACAAUUUGUCUGAUACGGCUCCAAGUCUGAAAUUGAGUAAUCUAAUGAAAAGCAGCUCGAGCAUUUCCAGCCAGAGCAGCAACAAUUCAAACUUAACAACUGCAGCAGCGCAGGCGAGCGGCAACACCCACAGAAGUGCGGGUAAAAUAAGCCUACAUGCAAUUGUCGGGCCAGAAUCAUCGCCGCCAUCAUCAUCAUCAUCAUUAUUUCCAUCAUCAUUAUCAUCAUCAUCCGCCUGGGCCAACAAGCCGUCCGACUUAUAUGGCCAACUCCCAGGUCGCGUGGGCGGAUCUGGUACUGGUACUGGUGCUGACGUAGCUGCGACCACGCCAACGCAGCGUCGUGAUUUGGAAAGUUUCCGGCAUUAUAACGAUGACGAUGGCGAUGGCAACGACAACGACGACGACGAGCUGCGGCUCACCGCCCGUCAUCAGCGUCGCCAGCAGGUGUCCCAGUCUGUGUACGCUCCGCCCCUGUCCGCACUUGGUCUCGGAUCCACGCUGCUCCAGCGCUCUCGAUCCAUUUCCACGGAUGAUCUCAGCAACGACUGGGAGCGCGAGGAGCCCGGCGAGCAGCCGGUGGGCGAGUGGCGGCGUGUCAGCAAGCUGCGGCGCUCCUUUCAGUCCCAAGAUCAUUACAAGAGUCCGGGAUCUCGACCUCGACCUCUAGAUCUCCCAGGCAGCUCGGUGAGUGUGGCCCGUCUGCGAGCGGAGCUGGAGAACGGUCGUCGUCUCAACACGGCCAUGCGGAAUAAUCACGUGGAUCUGGCUGCCCUGGACAAUAUCCUUAACACACCCAAGCCUACGGUGGCCAAACGGAAUACCUUUCUCACCGCCGAGUCUCUGCAGGAGAUUCGUGGCAAACUGAAGAAGCUCUCCGACGAGAGUCUAUACAAGGAGGACUUCCUGGCCUAUCAUCAAAAGAAACCUCUGGUGCGAGAAGUGUCCGUGGAGAAGGCAACUCCCCUGCCGCCAGCACCCUCAGCCUUCCGGGCUGUGCACAACACCCAUAGCUUGGAAUCCCGUCAGCGGCAAAAGGACACCAGUUCGAGUGAGUGGCAUCUGCGUCGCAAGUCCUACGGCUUUGAGAAGAUGUCGCCACCGGAAGAUAAGAGUAUCUUCCGGGUAGACGCCUCCACGGAUAGUGUUGGUAGAUCCGGCGAACAGCUGGGCAACUGGUCGCCCACGGAGCGAAAUGCAGCCCAGCAGCAAAAUGGUGGAACUGUCAUCCACUUUGGACGAACUGCAAAGCCCAUCCAGGCACCAAGUUCUCCGGACUCUCUCUCCGGGGAGCUGAGUAAACGCCACUCGAUAGCCGUGGAGGAAACCUGGCGUGAUGUCCGCAAGACCUCGCAGGUUCAAGUGAAUGGCACCACCACCACCACCACAACCACGACGAACUCCAGCAGUCAUCUCCAGCGGGGCAAUGCCCAGAAGCGUGUGGAAUUCUGCAAGACGGAGGUGCACUUUGCCGCCGAGUCCGGUCGUGUUAAUAUUGUGGAAACAGAUGGUAAGCCACCGCCUACGCAAAACUUUCGACGACGCCGUCGCACAGCCAGCGGUCCGUUGCAGAGUCUGGUCAAGUCGGCCAGUGCCGGGAGCAGCAAUAGCUCCUCUACCCAAAGCCAAGAUGUGACCCACUUUGGUGAUGAUUCGCAACGCCGCAAGACAAUAGCCACCAGCACGGUGGCCUAUCGCGCCACUCUGAUGGAUCCACCCGAGGUGGUUACUCAGCCGACAUCUACCAACGGUGUUGGCCCCAGCAUAGCCACCCAGGUGACGGUAACCACUGUGCCCAAGCCAGUGCAUGAGCCACGCUAUAGCCUAAUGGAGUCCACGUCCCGGAAUAGUUAUACCUCCACCAGUGGAGUGGACACCACGGACAAUGAGACCGAUGAGCUGUCCAAUAUUCGUGGUAUUCUUAAGAACAAACCUGUAAAACCGAAGCCUUAUCAUUUAGGCGAAAAUAUUGAGAGUGCGGAUGUCCUGUGGAGUGUGCCGGCCAUGAAAGCAGAUCGAGAGAGUCCUUCCUCAUCCAGGGAGAAUGGAACCACAAGUGAUUCCCCCAUUUCUAGUAAAUCGGUGGCCGAACGCAUUCGCAUUGUGGAGCAACGACAGCAGCAGCAACAGAUUUCGCCCGCUGGCAAUGGAUACUCCACCAAGAUCAAUGUGAGCCUGGGCUCCGAGGAGUGGCCAGAAUCAGGUAGGUAUCACCCCCAUCGACAUCCCGCAACACAUCAUAUCCUGCGUCGUCCCAGUGCCCAGGAGCUGUUGUUAGAGGAUCUUCGCCAGCAUCAGCGUAUCCUGGACGAGGGAUUGAAGUCCACUUCACUGAUCAUGAGGACCAUGCGCUCAGCCAGCGAGUUCGAUGAAGCAAUGCGUCGUCUGAGUAUAGCCUCCAUUGAGUCGGCCUUGGCCCAACCCACAAUUGUGGUGCCCACGCCCAUGCUUCGCUCUCACAGUUACCAGGAGGAAGGAUCCUACUCCACGCAGCGUCGACCCUCUACCAUGUCUACCGUCUCCACCACUUCAAUAACGAGCAGCGAUCUCUUUGGAAGCGCUCUAUAUGAUUCCCUGCCACGUAAUCCUGUGGCUCCACCACGCUUAAAGCUUUUGGGGAACACCCAGAUCCCAGUGAGCCAGCAGCUGACCCAACUGAGGAGAUUAUACGAUGCUGCCGAGCAGGAUCAUGAUCAGGAUUUGGAUCAAGAGGACAGUGCAGAUGAGGAGGUGAAGCGAUAUUUCCGGGACAACAAUAGCGACAGUGGUGGAGGCACUCAAGCCAGCUCCUCACCCGAACCACCACCGGUGGAACCCUUCCGAGGCAGUGAAUACUCAAGCAGUUGGAGUCGGUUGAAGGCCAAGCGAACGAUCUGGAAGAUUGAGGCACAGGAUCAGAUGCUGCAGCGUGCAGAUCUACCCAAAUCGAAUGUGAUGAAUAUAGCACUCCAUGCUCCCCGAGUGGAAAAACCCAAGGCCACACCUCCAACCCUGCGUAUUGGUCAGCUCAUACCAGUGGCCAAGCCAAGGACUCUAUUCAUUCAACCGCAAAUACAACAGACAAUGAGUCAACCAGUUGAAACUCCCGAUGAAUCCAGCAGCGAGUCCUUAAAGAUUGUCAAGGAAGCACGUGGAGCUCGCAAGUUACGUGAACACGAACUCUCCUAUUUUGGAGUCCAACAACAGCAGCAGCAGCAAACGAAACUCUCAACGAUCUCCUCGAAUCCCAGGAGGACUCUACCCAGCAGGAGCAAGGCCAACCAUAAUGAAGAGACCAAGGGUACAACCACAAAGACCACCACCAGGUGGCAGCUACUCAGCGAUCGACCCGACCUAUUGCGACACAGCAGUCCCCAGCAAAAUGGACACGACGAGGAACUGGAAGAAGAUGAAGAGCACUGCUAUGAGAAUAUUGCCAACAUCGAUAUGACCCCCACUUUCCGCGUAAAGUCACCUGUCCAUUCGCCAGAACGAACCCGAUCCCCCAAUAGCUAUGAGCGCAAGACCGACCUGCAAAGGGAUGCCCAGAUCCUAAGCGAAAUGACUCGAAACGCUGAUCAGACUUUGAAGGCUCUCUCCGAAGAAGCGGCCAUCAAGGAUCAGCGGCGCCGAUCUUGCUCCCUGCAGCGUCGCAGUGCCAAGCCACUGGAAACCAUUGACGAAAAGGUAAAGGUCUAUCCACCUCCAACGUUAGGCGUGGCCCGUGGCACCUUUGCGUCGGAGGCACGUCGCAAUUCCAGGCAAUCCACACCUUCGCCAACCCGAGCCCGCAGCUCAUCGGUAUCCUCCGUUGAGUGUUGUCCCCGUGACCGAUCCCGUUCCAGUUCCCGGGAAUCAAUGACCCAUGGUGGCGGUUCUUCCGAUGACCAAGUGGCCACCAAGCAUCGUGCCGAACGUCUGCGACUGCGAACACCCAAGCGAGAGAAGUCCCGCCAUGAGCCGCUCGAGGUGCGCUCCAAGCCGAGAUCAAGCGUCACUCAGGCAACAUCCUCUCUGGAAUCGAAACGGAGUUCCCAUAGUCACAGUCGUCAUGGUCAUAGCCGGGAUGUGGAACACUCUGGCGAGAGUAAGACCACAUCCGGUAGCCGCUUGAUGAGAUCUUCCCGGACGGCCGACGAGAGUCGCUCGCGGCAGAGCGGCCAGCGAGAGCGAGAGAAGGAACGAGAGCGUUCCCGAGGCAGUGAGAAGCACCGAGAAGAGCUCUCGCGUUCCAGGGGUCACUCCAGUCGCUCUAGGCACAGUGAGCACUCGUCGGCGGGAACCCGGGAUAGCGGCAGCAGUCGACCAAGUAAGACGAGAUCAAGUCGCACCAGUAGCCACGAUAAAAAGUCCAGCACAACGACAACAACGACAGGCACAUUAGCCACAUCGAAAUCAUUGAAAUCAUCAUCGAAAAGCACAGCGCAUAAAUCAUCAUCCUCCUCCGCAGCAGCAUCAGCAUCAGCAGCAGCCGCAACAGUAGCAGUAGCAGCAAGCACAACAGCACCAAGCACCACACAGCACAACGAACUGACGUACGUAUACGUAACGAAUACGAAUUUAACCAAAACACAAGACAGCUUCAGUAGCAGCAAAUUACCUGAAGGAGAAUCGCCAAAGGAAGCAGAUUAUGCCAGCAUUGAGGAGACGGAGAUCCCUUCGGAGAUCACUCCACAACCACCGCCGCGUAGCAAACGCAAACGAUCCCUAAUCCCUGUGCCCGUGGCAACCACACCCAGCUAUGAGUAUCGCACCAAGUUGGAAAUGAUUCCACCCAGCUACUCCAAUCAGUCCACGCUCCGUUGCCGCAGCAACCGCCGGAAACCCUCCCUGAAGGCCACCCAGUCGACCAGCUCCAGUUUUGCCUUCCUGCCCUACCUGCCCGCCAAGCGGAACUCAAGUGUGAGCCAUGUUUAUGACAAUUACCUGCUGUACGCCACCAGUGAGGAGGCCAAGAAGCUGCGUCCAUAUCAGAAUAAUCUCAGCAAUGAUCAUGCCCAGCUCUUUGGCGGAGGAGGAGGAGGAGGAGCUGGAGCGGGAGCAUGGACUGGGACAAGGAAACAGGCGGAGCGAGGACGUUUGGGUGGCUGGCCAAAGCGUCUGAGGAUGCGACAAGUGCGCAGCAGUGUGUCCACGCAUCAGCCCUUCGGCAUCUGCACAUGUUCAUAGUCAGCCUUGGACACAGAGCCCAGAAAAUACACACAGAGAAAAUUAAACAGAGUACCUGUUCGCGGACCAAGCACCCACAACAAAAAUAUACAAAUAAAUAAUAAUCCACCAAGUGCACGAAAUCGUUUGAAUGCGAAAACCGAACAUUUUUAUCCUAACCAAUAUCCACACCCAAUCACUGUGUUCCCUACUAAUACUAGACCUCUUAUAUUAUUUAUUUCGGAGAGCGCACACAAACCAA
Drosophila serrata is the source of this 6168-nucleotide messenger RNA. RefSeq lists its product as uncharacterized. Lineage: Eukaryota; Metazoa; Arthropoda; Insecta; Diptera; Drosophilidae. The record is from RefSeq and is a predicted model, not a curated record.